Messenger RNA from Electrophorus electricus (electric eel), 4446 nucleotides. RefSeq names its product cadherin related family member 2 (gene cdhr2). Lineage: Eukaryota; Metazoa; Chordata; Actinopteri; Gymnotiformes; Gymnotidae. Gene Ontology annotation, cellular component: plasma membrane. Gene Ontology annotation, molecular function: calcium ion binding; cell adhesion molecule binding. The record is from RefSeq and is a predicted model, not a curated record. Gene Ontology annotation, biological process: homophilic cell-cell adhesion.
AUGGAGACAAAGGACAGAAGAAUGAAGAGUUUAUUACUUCUGCUCCUAGUUCUCUUUUCCACAUGCUACUGUCAAAAUGUUCCAGUCAUCAACACAGCAGUAGUCCACGUGAGGGAGGACCUUCCGAAAGGCGAAUUUGCAUUCAAAAUUGAUGCAUUUGAUGCAGAUAGUGACCCUCUGACAUAUGGUGUCAAAGACAAUAAUUAUCAUUUCAGGGUGUCUAAAACUACCGGUGAUGUUUACAUCAACAACACACUUAACAGAGAGGUGCAAAAUAUAAUUUCAGUAGAAGUUACUGUUAGCGAUGGAGUUUAUGCUGAGACAAUGAAAACAAUAAGUGUUAUAGUUGAAGAUGCAAAUGACAAUGCACCAGAGUUCAAGAACACGCCAUACAACAAGAAAGUGCCAGAGAACACACCUGUGCACAGCACAAUACUGACAGUGCUUGCAAUAGAUCUUGAUGACGGACCAGCAGGCCACGUCAGUUACUCCAUCCAUGAAGUUCAGCCUACAGAUGGAGCUCGCAUGUUCUCUAUUUCUAAUGAAGGACACAUCAAAUUGAAUGAACCACUGAAUUUCACUGACAAGAGUGCUUUUUAUCAGAUAAUCAUCAUUGCGACUGAUGGCGGUGGACCAUUGUAUGACAAUCCCCACUAUGUUCAGUCCAGCAACACUACUGCUUUCAUUACAGUGGUUGAUGUACCAGAUCUUGAUCCCCAGUUCUUAAACCUCCCUAACAUGGUCACUGUCAAUGAGAAUUCCUCAGUGGGAACUUCUGUAUUUAAGGUCCAAGCCAGAGAUCCAGACACAGGAAUCAAUGACAUCAUCUGGUACAGCAUCGCAGACACUAAUGAACCAGACCUGUUCCAGAUCAACGAAAAUGAUGGUGUUGUUUCCAUCAAGACCGUCUUUGAUCGAGAGGCACUGCUGCACAAUGUUGUACAAUUGAUGGUGAAGGCUACUGAGACCAAAUUAAAUGUGGACAACAACUACGCACACACGACAGCAAAGCUGGACAUCACGAUAGGCGACCUUAAUGACAAUGCGCCACUCUUUAAUGAGUGCACAGAGGACCAGUGCUUCGAGACCAACACCUUCACCGGCAGCAUCAAUGAGCACUCUGUGGGGCUGUCCGUGACGGGCCUGAACAUGAGGGUGAAAGAUAAAGAUCUGGGUGAGAACAGUCGCUUCAACCUGCACCUUGAGGGACCAGAUCAGGACGCCUUCUCCGUCUCGCCGGUGUCCGGCAGUUUGGAAAGUAAUGUGCUGAUCCAGGUCAAAAACCCCAACGCUGUCGACUACGAGAAGACAAAGACGAUGACCGUGAAGGUGAUCGCUACAGAUGCCUCAAUCGACAGUUUUGUUUCUACGGCGACGGUCACCAUUCAGAUCAUGGACAUUAACGACAACUUCCCGCAGUUUGAAAAAAAAGUUUAUGAAUUGUCUGUGCACGAGAAGUGCCCAAACGGAACGAUCGUGAGCACCGUUACGGCGACGGACGAAGACGCGCUGGACGACGGUCUCCUCACUUACAAGCUACUCCCGGAGAGCAUGCUCCCCUUUUUCAACGUCUUUCUAGAAAACGGGACUAUUUUUGUACAAAACGGUGACCUAUUGGACUGGGGACGUCGAGCUUCCUACUCCCCGACACUGCAGGCCCAGGAUUCGGAAGGAAACACUGGCUCCGCCGUUCUGGAGAUCUCCAUCAUUGACAUCAACAACAAGGAGCCCCAGUUUCUCAGAGACUACAAGGUCUUCAUUGAAGAGAACAAUGAGCUGCAACUUCAGGUCGAGGCUACAGAUGCUGAUGACCCAGAAACCAUCAACAGCAAAAUCCAGUAUAGCAUCGUGGACAGCACGUACAGCACCAACUUCACCGUGGACCCAGACACUGGGAUGAUCAGGAGCACGGGCAUCCUGGACCGAGAGGCCAUCAAUCCCGAUCUGCGCGGUGUGAUCACACUGAAUGUCACAGCCACGGAUAUGGGCGUUCCACCUCUGUCGUCCUGGGUCAAAGCUAUCAUCAAUGUUGAUGAUGUCAAUGACAACACUCCUUAUUACCUGGAUCCAGAUUACAUCUUUCAUGUGAAUGAAAGUGAAAAAGGCAUAUUUGUAGGUUUUGUGCAGGCGCGUGACGCUGACCAAACAGAGUACAACAACCGCACCUCCUUCCGAUUCACCGGCAGCGGCCAGAGCACCUUCCUGUGCGGCUCAGCAUCCGACGGCGACGGCUACAAAGGCAUCAUCACCGUGGACCCUGCCGUGGAGCUGGACUACGAGAGUGAGCGCAAGAGCUACACCCUGACAGUGGAGGCAGCUGACUUGGCUCAGCAUAGUGCCACGGUCACUGUGCGAGUAGACGUAGUGGACAUCAACGACACGCCACCCAUCUUCCCAGUCGGCCUCACCAUGAGCGUGGUGGAGAACUCGCCCCCGAUGACGGUGGUGGGCCAGAUCAACGGGACCGAUCUGGACGGUAGCUAUUUACUGAUCUAUGAGUUUGUCUCCACACAAUGCCACUGUGCUGGUGCCUGGGAGCCAUGUGCAAAUGAGUGGUUCCUGCUGGAUGCCUUGGGCGUGGUGAGGACCAGCCCAGACCACAUCAUCGACCAUGAGGAGUGUGAUCGGGUGGAUUUGACGGCCAGAGUGGUUGACCUUUACACACAGAAGGGAGGGAAUAGCACCCAGGGUGUCGUAACUAUCAAUAUAGUGGAUGUGAAUGACAAUGCACCUGAGUUCAUCCCAGUCCAGGAAUUUUUUGUUCUGCUCGCCGAGAAUAUUGAACUGGAAUCAUCUGUAGCUGACGUUCGUGCCCAAGACAAAGAUUCAGGGGAGAACAAGAAUGUCACGUUUAAGGUUACGGGAGUGGACUUUGCCAGCUCAACGGCAGGCGAUAAGCCAAACCCAGUUGGCCUAAUCUUCUUCGCGGAGACCAUAAAACAGCCAGACGCCAAUGAAAACUACAAUGGCAUUAUCAGGUCCCUCCAGACUCUGGAUAGUGAUAAAAAGGGGAAAUACUUGGUGAAAGUGAUGGCAAUAAAUGGUGAGCUCAGUACAGAAGAGACACUUGAGCUUAUCACGGUCGACAAGUCCUUCAGGGUGAGCCUUCGAUUCGAUUCAACAGUGGCAGAGGUAAACAAGAAUUUGCCUGAAAUCAGAAGCUCUCUGACUGGUGCCACUAAAGCAAAAGUGGAUAUAGUUAAGGUGUUGUCUGAAACUGAGAAUGUACAGAGGAAAACUGUGACUCUUGUCGAGGCGUACUUCGUGUUCCCCAACGGGACGGCAUUGGACUCCGAGUCUGUAGGGAAGAUCCUGAAUUCACAGGAAGUCUACGAGGAAUAUGGAGUCAUACUCCAGCAGUAUGGCCUCAGGGGCAUCCUGAAAAGCACAUUUGAGCCACCAGAGAACAGAACGGAGCUGUUCAUCAUGAUUGGCCUGGUUGGAGGGCUCGUCAUCGUUCUUGCCGUCACUGUGACGUCACUUGUGUGCAUUAAGACAAACUACAAGAGGAAACUGAAGGCAGCCAAGGCCAUGAACUCAGCAGCUUUGGUGUCGACAGAGAGCCAGAAAGCUGGACCUGUUGUUCCAGGCACCAACAUGUACACCAGAGAGGGGGCGAAUCCUGUGCUGAACCUGAACUUCGACACCUCCACUGACCUGGGCUUUAAUGAGGAGACGUCCUGUGCCGAUCAGGAGAGCUUGAAUUCUCUCGACUACAACAUGGACAUGACAGACAAAGACAACAUGCCGGUGAUGGUGAUUCAGGAAGAACAGGAGAGAGGCGAUUCUCCACACAUCGAGCCACUAGGGGCUGCAUUGGCGCAGCGAGGGCAAAAGAAAAGUUCAGAGAGCCCGGGCAUCACCAUAGCCAACCCUUUGUUCAGCUCUGUAGACCUCUAAAUUCCCAUCGGCCAGCUGCAACCUCCACGUGCAGACUGAGAACAAGACUUGUUUUCCCAUUCACCCAUUCACUUUUGGCCUAGGUUGCAGCAGUGAGACUUUAAACUUAACUUAUACAACAAGAAUUAUUUUUCUCCAGUGCAUUGGGGGAAACACAGUCUGAGCUAGUUAUUUGGGAGAGAAACUGUCGUAUUUGCUGCACUUUAAAUAGUUUUAGUAUAUGUGUAUCUUUUCAAUUAGUAAUUUUAUUGGAAUCAGUGUAUUUUUGUGUAUUUCUUUUUUUUUUUUUUGUUAUGAAAAGGACAGAUGAUGUCUUUUUCAAAACUGGUAUAACUCACUUUUUUUUUGAACAACAGAUUGGGAGGGGAAUUCUCCAAAGUUUCAGACAGAUUUUAAUUAUAAUCUCUACAUUUUGGUCAAAGCAAUCAUUAGAUAUUUUAUACAAAUUUUCAAAUUGCAAGUACUAAAGUUCAGCAUGUUGCUAAUUGUAAAUCCUGCCAAAUUGUUAGUAGACAUGCCAACUUAUUUAAUACGGCAAAUUGCAUA